Molecule: messenger RNA, 1672 nt
Organism: Medioppia subpectinata
Lineage: Eukaryota; Metazoa; Arthropoda; Arachnida; Sarcoptiformes; Oppiidae
Source: the annotation of a GenBank genome assembly
CUUAAAUUCAAAGUUGACAUCAAUUUUCAAUAGUUGUUUGACUUUUAAGUGAAAUUUAUUGACUUUUAAAUUGUUUAUUAAUUUAUUUGUUAAACAAAAUAUUUUGUUUUGCUAUUUAUUAUAUAAUUAAUUCAUAGAUUGUUUGUUAUUUAUAUGCAUUUUGUGGUCAAAUGAUUGUCGAUCGGAAAGUUUGUAAUUGAAAUUCUUGUGAGACUCGCACUGAUGUCCUUGUGAUCAGAAUUUAAGCUAAUUCUUCGUCAUAAUGACGUCCUAACCAUUGAUAACGUAUUCAUCGAAUUAAAUGUCUCUAAAGACCGGUUUCUCUUAACCACAAGAUCUAAAACAUAUUAACAAAUCUUUGGCUAACAAUAGCCCGAAGCGAUACUUUCAAUAAGGGAUCACACAUUUUGCCACAAAUGCAAUCAUAAGUCAGUUAUCCUUUUGUAGAGUUUAUAAAAUCAAUUACUUUUUAUUAAGUUAUAAAAGUUUUCAUUUUAAUUAAUUUUCUAUUUGUGUAAUAAAGGCUUUAAUUUAAUAGAAAACCAAUUUUUUGUAUUUUUGCGAUCAUUUCAUUCGUGUAACUAAUUUAAUAAUUAAAUCAAUUGAAGUUUACUUUGAUUCUAAUGGGAGUAAAAUCAUUGACUAAUAAUUUGCUCAUAAAUUACAAAUACAAUCAGUUUUACGCUUAUUUUGUGUAUUAUUGCUAUUAUUCUUAUUACUAUUGAAGAUGUAAAUGAAAUUUAAAUAAAAUAAUAGAGACAACAAAAACAUGGAAAUGAAGAAAGACGUGAAACGAAGAACUGAUUGGUCAGUGAGUGUCUCAGAAAAGGCCAAAUCAACCGUAAAUCCGAUCCGAAGUGUUGUCGAGACACUAAAGCUGGAGCCAAACCCCGAAAAGCAAUUAAUACCGCUGUCUAUUGGCGAUCCGACAAUCUUUGGAAACCUGAAGCCAUGCGAAGAGAUAACGAAUGCCAUAAUAGAGAGCACGAAGUCGUAUAAGAAUAACGGGUAUUUCGCGGCCGCCGGCUGUGAAGAGGCGCGACAAGCGGUCGCCGAAUACAGUUCUGUGAGCGGAGCGCCCGUCGAGGCCAAGGAUGUGAUACUAACGAGUGGCUGUUCGCACGCUCUGGACCUAUGUAUGACCGUAUUGGCCAAUCCCGGGUGCAAUAUAUUGGUCCCGAGACCCGGUUUCUCUCUGUACGAGACUCUGUCCGCUCUGAUUGACGUCCAGAUAAGACAUUACGAUCUGAUGCCCGAAAGGAAUUGGGAAAUCAAUUUACAUGACUUGGAGAGUAAGAUUGACGGCAACACAGCGGCCAUUAUAUACAACAAUCCGUCCAAUCCGUGCGGUUCCGUAUUCACGAAGCAACACAUCCUUGAUUUCCUAGCCAUCGCUGAGAGACAUUUUGUGCCUAUAAUUGCCGAUGAGAUCUACGAAGACCUGGUCUUUCCGGGCAAUCAUUUUUAUCCGAUUGCGUCGCUGACCACUGAAAUACCGGUGCUUUCGUGCGGCGGCACCACUAAAAAGUUUGUCANGAAUCGUAUGUCAAUCCUCCGGUGCGGACACUCUUUCGACAGCCGACAGACACCCAUAAACUUCGUGUCGCCUAACGAUAGCCUAUCGGUUAUGAGACCACACUUUUGCAGAGACCGGACGCUGUCUUUCAGGUAA